AUGUUUUAUAUUUUUAGUAUACCACAAUUCGCUUCCGAAAAGAUGGCCGAUUUUUCGUUCAGAGAAGUGCAUGGUGACCUUUUUGAAGAUUCUGACCCAACUGACGCCUUGGCUCAUUGUGUUUCUCAGGAUCUUCGCAUGGGUAAAGGAAUCGCAGAUAUAUUUAGGAAGAAAUAUAAUGGCAUUCCUGAGCUUAAAUCUCAAAAUAAAGAAGUUGGACAAGUUGCCUCCCUUCGUCGUGAUGAUCGUUAUAUCUUUUAUUUGAUCACAAAACUUAGUGCAUACGGAAAACCGACAGAAGCAGAUUUCGAAAAAUCAUUGGCCGAAUUAAGGAAAUUGUGCGAGGAAUUUGGCGUUAAAGGUCUAAGUGUUCCAAGGUAA
Molecule: messenger RNA, 381 nt
Organism: Acaulospora colombiana
Lineage: Eukaryota; Fungi; Glomeromycota; Glomeromycetes; Diversisporales; Acaulosporaceae
Source: the annotation of a GenBank genome assembly